UUCGUGAGCGUGCACGCUAGGUCCAUAGAAUAUUCUGGCUCCUCGACGGCUUCCGCAAGAGAGACACAUCGUCCGGCAUGUUAUUUUAGUUUUUUUUUUAUGCUUUCGUGAAUUGCGCUGAUAUUCUCAACAGGUGCGAUGCAGCAGACGCUGACUCCUCACGUCUACUGGGCUCAGCGGCAUGAGGACAUCUACCUGCGAGUGGAGCUGAUUGACGCGCAGAAUAUUGACAUCAGCGUGCAUGAUAAUGUCCUCCAAUUCAGGGCCCAGGGCCAUGGAGCAAGAGGACAGAAUGAUUAUGAGUUUAGUCUGCCGUUUCUUAAUGCUGUGAAGACAGAGAUGAGCCACAGGUCGACACAACGCCAGGUUAACAUCACAGUGCGUAAGCAGCUGAGUGGCUGGUGGCACAGACUCACCCUACAGGAGAAGAAACCUCUGUUCCUGGCUCCUGACUUCGACCGCUGGAUGGACGAGUCUGACGCUGAGAUGGAGCUACGGGAGAAGGAGGAGAAAAAGAAUCGACUGAACAUGGAGUCAAGGCUGUCGGAGGACUCAUACAUCACUCUGAAGAAAGCUUUUCUGUUCACCUACAACCUGGUUCAGUUCUUGGGCUUCUCCUGGAUCUUCGUCAACAUGACCAUCCGGCUCUUUAUACUGGGACAAGAUUCUCUCUAUGACACAUUCUACACCAUCUCCGACGUGAUGUUUUUCUGCCAAAUAUUAGCCAGUGUAGAAGUCCUCAAUGCUAUGUUUGGAGUGGUCAAGGCUGCGGUGGUUCCUGCCUUUAUACAGGUAUGGUACUGUCUUUGUUUUCAGGUACUCUACUUUCAAUCUGAGCAUUCGCUGUUGGCACAAACGCCACUUCAACACGGACAGCAUCAGGGAACACAGGGGUAGUUUACUGUGGUCGUU
Molecule: messenger RNA, 912 nt
Organism: Oncorhynchus keta (chum salmon)
Lineage: Eukaryota; Metazoa; Chordata; Actinopteri; Salmoniformes; Salmonidae
Product: very-long-chain (3R)-3-hydroxyacyl-CoA dehydratase-like
Exons: 8
Coding region: 139-897 (252 amino acids)
Biological process (GO): protein folding; chaperone-mediated protein complex assembly
Cellular component (GO): nucleus; cytosol
Molecular function (GO): Hsp90 protein binding; protein-folding chaperone binding
Source: RefSeq, a predicted model, not a curated record